This is a messenger RNA of Ylistrum balloti, 4027 nucleotides long. RefSeq names its product protein-glutamine gamma-glutamyltransferase K-like. The transcript is spliced from 15 exons. Gene Ontology annotation, molecular function: protein-glutamine gamma-glutamyltransferase activity. The record is from RefSeq and is a predicted model, not a curated record. The coding region runs from base 118 to 2451 and encodes 777 amino acids. NCBI's taxonomy places the organism in Eukaryota, Metazoa, Mollusca, Bivalvia, Pectinida, Pectinidae. Gene Ontology annotation, biological process: peptide cross-linking.
UCUUCCGGAACACAGUACCAGUUUGCUCCGAGAACGCGUCAGUUGCAGCACUAUAUUUUGAGCAAACCAGAGAGCAAACUAAACAGCGUCAGGGUAGCUCUUCGUUAAAUUUUCAAAAUGCUUAGAAGACCUCGUGAUCACACCGAAGGUAGCGAUGGCCAUGUGGUACAUAAGCGUAGACGGUAUAACCUGAGGAGUACCAGAAGUCGGCGAAAAAGACUGUUAAGGCUUUCCAAGGAACAAGAGGGACGAGUCAAGGUUGUCACGGAUGAAUACUUCAAGUCAAAAAUGAAGAUUUUGGAUGCGGAGGAGAAACCGGGUUCUGCCCUUAAGGUAAUUUCCAUAACCAACUACCUGCAGGAGAAUCGAAGGAAGCACCACACUAAGGAGUUCGAUCAGGAAGACUUGAUUGUGAGACGUGGACAGGAAUUCAAACUGACCAUUGAAUUUGACCGUGAGAUUGACCAGGCUCAUGACAAAGUGAUAUUCCAGGUCACUUAUGGUGACCAACCAAAGGAGAGUAAAGGAUCUCUGGUUCGAAUUCCAGUCUCAUUGUCGAAGGGAAAGUCUGCAGACAUGACCGGAUGCUGGGAAGUAUGUACACUAGACACCAGUAAGCAAUCUCUCAGCCUUGGCUUGACAGCUCCUCCAGACGCCUGCAUCGGAAGGUACAACCUAUUUGUGGAAAGUAACUUGAAGGAGGAGGACAAGGCCAAACGAUACAAAUGUGAAAACGAAGUCAUCAUUCUCUUCAACCCAUGGUGUACAGAUGAUACUGUAUACCUGGCUGAACCAGCAUGGAGAAAGGAGUAUGUCCUCAAUGAAGAAGGUAACGUUUGGGUCGGGAGUUGGAACCGGAAUUUUGGAAAGAACUGGAAUUUCGGACAGUUCUCAGAGCCUUGCCUGGAAGCUGCUCUAUUUCUGUUGGACAAGGGAGAGUUGGCUGACUCUGGGAGAGGCAGUCCUGUGUCAAUUGUGAGAUGUAUCUCCUCCCUGGCUAACAGUAUGGAUGAUCAUGGAGGUGUAUUGGAGGGGCGAUGGACUGAGACGUACCCACCUGAGUGUGUACGUCCGUGGGAGUGGAGUGGCAGUGUUAACAUACUGAAGAAAUACAUGGAGACCCUUGAAUCGGUCCAAUAUGGCCAGUGUUGGGUAUUCUCCUGUCUCGUUACCACAUUGCUGCGCUCAUUGGGUAUACCAACUAGAUCUGUGACCAACUUUGAGUCUGCUCAUGACACCGACUGUAGUAUGACAAUUGAUUUCCAUUGUGGUGCAGAUGGUUUCCCAGAAGAUGCUCUUGAUGACUCCAAAUGGAAUUUUCAUGUCUGGAAUGAGUCUUGGUUCCGGCGCCUUGAUCUUCCGUCGGGCUAUGAUGGCUGGCAGGCUCAUGAUGGCACACCUCAGGAACUAAGUGAAGGUGUGAUGCGGUGUGGACCUGCCCCCUUGAAAGCCAUUAAAGAGGGACAUGUGUAUCUCAAUUAUGAUGUUGGCUUCGUGUUUUCAGAGGUCAAUGGUGAUAAAAUCAACUGGCAGAUAAAUGAGGAUGGGAGUAUGGAAGUGACCAAUAUUGACAAAUUUGCAAUCGGCAAGAACAUCAGUACCAAGGCCAUAGGUUCAAGUGACAGGGAGGAUGUCACAGGGCUGUAUAAGUAUCCUGAAGGAUCUGUUGAUGAACGAAGAGUUGUGAAGUUUGUAAAUCAAUUUGGAAGCAAAAGAAAGGAGAGGAUUUACGAACAGGAGCCUAAAAAGGAAGUUGAUCUGGAGCUUGAUCUUCCAAACAACACGAUGAUUGGAGAAGAUGUUGAGAUCAAGGUCAAGGUCAUUAACUUGGAAAAGGAGGACCGUAAAGUACACAUCCGCAUUACAGUUCUAAAUGCAUACUACACAGGUAUUGCUGGUCGCAGAGUAAAAACCGAGAAAAUGGAGUGUGUUAUUCCAGGCAACAGGGUGGAAACAGUUACUAUGAUGGUAACAGGGAAGGAAUAUGAAAAGAAAAGGAAUCCUGAAGGAAGGUUCCAGGUGUAUGCCAAUGUGAAGAAUGUGUCUAAUAAUCGCAUGCAUGUUCUGUCUGAGGUGUUGAUGUUGGCUACUCCAGACCUGACUGUUGAUAUCCCAACACUGACUCCAUACAUGACUGAUACCCCUGGCAAAGUGGUAUUCCAUAACAUUACAAACAUCACUUUGACAAAUGGCAUGUUUUCCUGUGAUGCAGGCAGCGGACUUAUGAGUGAUGGUUUCAAAAUACCUAUUAAGAAACCUAUCUCUCCAGGAGAAUAUGUGACGGAGGAAUUUAUGCUUUGUCCAAAUCGCCGCUACAGCCGACGCAGACGCCUCACAGUUACAUUCAACAGCGACCAGCUUGUGAAUGUUGAGGGUUCAGCCAUGACCAAGAUUGUGAACACUCCUAAGAAGGAAGAUGACGAGACUGAUAGCAGUGAUGAUGAAGAUUAGACGAUAAAACAAGUGGAAAUGUUUCCUGAUGAAAACCUGGUGUUUAUCCGGUGAUGGAAGUCGACAACUAUCUUACGACUCUUUCCUGUAAAUGACAUUUUUGCUUUUAUCAAACCUAUUGGGUGAUUUUUUUGUUAACAUUUGAAGGAAUCUAUGUCAGAGGCUCUGAUAUUUUACUACUGUUAACCAUAUUUCUUUAGUGCACAAUUUACUUUUGCGAAAUUUUGCAAUUAAAAUAAAAUUAUGAAAAUUAAAUGCCACAAAUUAAAACAUAAAGAACAUCAACAAUCAUGUUUCACAUUUGCAGCUUUAUGAUGCUGACUACUUAACUUACAGUCUAUCUUGAAUCCAUGUAUAUGGUAUACAGUUAAACCCCAAUUGUAAAUCUAUGCUGAAAUUCAGUGUCAGAACAAUUCAUUCCCAUGAGUAUUCAAUUCUGAGCAGUUUGGCGUUUUGUAAAUCUCCAGCUGAGAUCAGUAGCAUGUUUGAAUUCUUUGACUGUGUAAUCUGUAUAUGAAGUCAUUUAAGCUUUUGAAAACUUGGACAACCCUCACAUCCCUGUCCAAACAAUAUAAGGUUGAAGUUGGUUAGACUGGUCGAUUGCAUUGGGUAUUUUACCAGAAAUACGUUCCAGUCUGUGAACAGGUCACUACAGUUAGGGAAAUGUAAGGUCAUAAAAAAUCCUUCUUCCUCUCAAGGAUAUUAUCCAUGUUUGGCCUGGUGCAUUUUUUUAUCAAUAGUGAAUCUGACUUCUGUUAGACCAUAUGGGCGUGACUCAAUAAGGAAAUUAUAUCAGAAAAUUGCUGGUCAUAUUUGAAAUUCUUUAUCAGUUGACUGAAUACCUGAAUUAGCCAGGUGAGCGAUUUAGGUCUCUAAGGCCUAAUGUAAGUCAUUGCAAACAUUAUAUUACUAAAAUCGCAAUAAGGAAUGGCCUCAAUAGAAAGAUGGUUAACAGUAUGAUGACAUUAUAAUCAAUAUUCAUUUAUCAAUAUAUUAGAUAUUGUCAGAUAUGUAGUUUUGUGUUUUAUAACAAUUUUUAUCUUCAUGUAAAAAUUCGCUAAUGAUAAAGGCCACCUUUUAAUCAGAGCUGUGAUGAUUACAUGUAUUUACCUACUUGUAUUUGAUUAACCAAUAAUUGUCCUUCUAAUUUCGUUACUAAUGGUAGAUAGAUAUAUAACCACCAUAUUGCCUUUUUUGAUUUGAUCAGUUUGAUAGCAUCUCCCCAACAAACAUCACAGGACAUCUGAUAUAUUGUAUGUGAAGAUUUCGCAGGAGCCAGAAGUCUUAAGCAACAUAACAAAGAUCUCGUUAAUGAUAUGGGCAGCUAUAUGUUUAUAAAAAAUGUGUUUGAGAUUAAACUUUCGUUAAUGGUUGACCUUUGUAUGACUAAAAAAAAUUCUGUCGGCCUUUGAGGUCAGAUUGUUGUAUCUCUGUUGUGUGAUUGUUGUUUCAUGAGAAAAGCCAUCCAUUUUAUUUUGUGCCUGGAGAUCAUUGAAUGUGUCAAAUAACACAGAUACCAUCAUCAACAAGAAGCUGUUAUCAUGUCUGAUUUACUUGUAUCCAGCAUAAAAAUCUA